AUGUGCGCAGACGAGUCGCACCCACUUCAGACGCAGAUAGUUAUAAAGCAUUCGUCCCCGAUAGAUAAUAUAAAAGAUGAUAAGAUUUGUAAGACACCGAAUGUAAAUUUGCUCUUACUUGAUUCCCGAAAAACAGAUGACGAAAUAGUAACUCCAAAUACAAGGGCAUUAUCAAAAUCUUUUGUUUCUACAAAAAGUUACAAAUCUCCAGUAGAUGGUCUACGGUGCAAAAUGGAUUUAUACAAAAAUAGAUUACCAAAGGAUAAAGAUUAUUAUGGCCCCGUUUUGAAGAAAGACGGUACACAAUUAGAUUAUUUGUUCGGAUCUUAUUAUAGUGUUACAGACAUGUUAUGA
This is a messenger RNA of Macrosiphum euphorbiae (potato aphid), 354 nucleotides long. NCBI's taxonomy places the organism in Eukaryota, Metazoa, Arthropoda, Insecta, Hemiptera, Aphididae. The record is from the annotation of a GenBank genome assembly.